Molecule: messenger RNA, 580 nt
Organism: Saccostrea cuccullata (small rock oyster)
Lineage: Eukaryota; Metazoa; Mollusca; Bivalvia; Ostreida; Ostreidae
Product: cell death abnormality protein 1-like
Exons: 5
Coding region: 1-528 (175 amino acids)
Molecular function (GO): scavenger receptor activity
Source: RefSeq, a predicted model, not a curated record
AUGACAGUUUGUUUUCCGGGUACCUAUGGCCAGAAUAGCGAGGAUAAGUGUCCCGAUGGAACAUAUGGUUAUUUAUGUCGACAGAAAUGCAAAUGCAACCCAAAUGUAAUCUGUGACAAAAGAUUCGGUUGUGUUGACCAAGAAUGUCCACCUGGGUCAUUUGGGGAAAACUGUUCAGAAGAGUGUCCAUCGGGAUUUUAUGGUACCUUUUGUGAGGAAAAAUGCACAUAUGGUGACUUCUGUGAUAAGCGAAAUGGCUGUCUUGGAACACAUUUUCCUGACUGUACCUGCCUUCCUUUCUUCCCCACAGUAUUUUACAUGAUCUUGGCAAUAUCAGUGGAAGCAAUAGUCAUCUUCAUCCUGAUUAGUACAACUAUCUUUUUUGCCAGGUCAAGGGCUCACAGUUGGAGUAUAUAUUCUUCUCCUCUUCCGGCAAAUACUAUAUCUCUAGAAACACAACAAGAGGAGGAUUAUACCUCAUUAACAGAAAGACUUCAUCUUCCUUGCUGCGAAAUGAAUAAAAGAUAAAAUAAUUAAGAUUUUACUCAACAAUGUAUAACUUUGCAACAAAAUAAAAAAA